AUGUUACGAUGCUUUUUUAAUGAAUAUAAUCCAUUAAUUAAAAAUUGGUGCUUAAGUUCUUAUCGUGAUAAACAUACACGUAGAGAUCAUAUAAAAUCUAUAGAAUCAGAAGCUGUACCAUAUCAUACAAAUAAUGGUAGGUAUUUAAGUUCACUUAUGUUAUCAAUAAUUAUUGUUAUAUACGCUCUUCUUUAUAUAUUUAUAAAGUUUAUAAAAUACACAAGAUUAAAAGUUGGGAAAGGUAACACGGAUAUAAAGGAAUAUUAUGGUUUCUGCAAAGAACUAAUUAGAGCAAAAUGA
This is a messenger RNA of Plasmodium cynomolgi strain B, 300 nucleotides long. RefSeq lists its product as hypothetical. Bases 1 to 300 code for a protein of 99 amino acids. The record is from RefSeq and is a predicted model, not a curated record. The transcript is spliced from 2 exons. Lineage: Eukaryota; Apicomplexa; Aconoidasida; Haemosporida; Plasmodiidae.